Messenger RNA from Tachyglossus aculeatus (Australian echidna), 609 nucleotides. RefSeq lists its product as uncharacterized. Bases 1 to 609 code for a protein of 202 amino acids. Lineage: Eukaryota; Metazoa; Chordata; Mammalia; Monotremata; Tachyglossidae. The transcript has a single exon. The record is from RefSeq and is a predicted model, not a curated record.
AUGGCCAACGACAUUCAUCUGGAGCUGAUCCUGGCCUCCCUGGAGGCGAUGGGGGACAUUGUCAGGAGGCUGGAAGAGGUUGGUUUCCUGUUGUGUCUCGAGGAUCUAGAACAAAUGGAGAAGGACAUGGAAGAGAUGGUCGAUGCCCUCCAUGAAAACGACCAGCUAGUGCGAGGCCUGGGCCAGCUUGGGCAGAGCGUUGCUAUGUACAUCCUGGCCCAUGCCUGGACCGCUCUGUGCGAGCUAGGCCCCAGGAGAAUCCAACUGACUCUGCGACGCGCGAUGGACGGGCAGCGUUGUGAACUUGAUUGCACCUCAACACUGCUGACGGCCAGACAAAUUCAGCGCCGUCUCCGGACGAUGGACUCGGACCACAUGCUUAGCAAGCUCCGGGGCCUGCAGGGACUCUUUCGUAAGACUAGGCCUCCCGAAGGCUUUGGGAGUGUGGCUACCGACCCCGUUGUGGUGACCGUGCUUGGGAGGACCAAUAUAUUCGGCCUCCUGGCCCGGGCAGAGAGGUUGGUGGAGCGCACCUUGGGGACGGGCAGUUUUGGCGACCUGGCGAUGCUGAAGAGCAUUUCGGAAUUGCUGAUUCUCCGGAUCUUCUGA